Erythranthe guttata (spotted monkey flower) is the source of this 753-nucleotide messenger RNA. The record is from RefSeq and is a predicted model, not a curated record. Lineage: Eukaryota; Viridiplantae; Streptophyta; Magnoliopsida; Lamiales; Phrymaceae.
AUGGCGGCCAAGCAGAACAACAUUUCCAUUAAUAGUAUUAAAGACGAAAGCCGCCGGUACAAGUCGACGUGGGGUCAACGCGCCUGGUUCGCGUGUGGCUGCGCCACGCUGCUCAUCUCCAUAGCAAAGUCAACCCUACUAAUAAUCGCCGCAUCUCCGGUGGGUCCAUUGACAUGGGUGGAGCUAACCCUCGCCGCCUUGAUCGGCUACGUGGCGGCGGACCUCGGCUCCGGAAUAUUCCACUGGGCCAUCGACAACUACGGCGGCGCCGAGACCCCCAUUUUCGGGUCCCAGAUCGAGUCGUUCCGGGCCCACCACCAGCACCCGGCGGACAUCAUCAAGUGCGACACCGCCGGAGUUCUGUAUGUAGUGUCGGCGGCGACGGCCUUCGCCGUUUUGCCGUUCAACGUGCUCUCCGGCGACGCGGUUCUGCUCGUGCUCGUCGGCUCGUUCGCCGGCUUCGUCAUGUUCAGCUUGAAGUUCCACGCGUGGGCCCACACGCCGAGGAGGAGGCUGCCGCGUGUCGUGGCGGCGCUACAGGACGCCGGAGUCAUUCUGCCGUGGUCAAACCACGUGAAGCACCACCGGCCGCCGUUCGACGGGUAUUUCUGCACGGUGAGUGGGGUUUGGAACAGGGUCUUGGAUGAGUACAAGUUCUUCUCGGCGGCGGAGGCGGUGGUGCUCCGUGUCACCGGAGUGAGGCCGCGGUCGUGGUCCGAGCCCGGCUCCGAUUGGAGCCAGGUUUCGGAUUAA